AUGGGGUUCACCACCGGCUUCACAAGCGGUGUCACACUCACACUCGGCCUUGCCUACCUCACAGUCCUCGCACAUGAGCGGAAUCGGUCAUCUCAAGCCCAAUCCCUCCGUUCACAAUCACGGGUUCUAGAAGGCCUCCUCCAGCCCACCCCUCUACCCCCGCCACAAAGCCGUGCAGAACUUGCCCGUGAAGAAAGAAGUACGUUAACAGAAGCCGCCAAGGACCGAUGGAAUGCAGAGGUUGAGAAUGCCGUGCGGUGGGUGCAGAGAACAGAUUGGGAUGAGGCGAGAGAGGGUAUAGUGGGUUCAGUUUCGCGAUUGCUUGGUGGAGGCAUACAGAAGUCAAGGGAUGAAAUUGAACAUCUUGAGAAGGUAUCUGCACAUAAGGUUCAGGAAGCUAUUGAUCAGAGUAAAUCUGCGGCAAAGCACGCCAAGGAUCAAGCUGCUGAAUAUCGAGAUACUGCGGCGGCAAAAGCCGUCAGGGCCACGGACGAAGCAAAAUCAGGGGCAAUCGCUGUCAGUGACUCCAUCCGGAGGAGUGGUGGAACGGUCGAUGCAGCGCGUGGUGCUGUAAGAGACGCUCUAAGCAAAGGAGUUGAGAAGGGCAAAGAGGCCAUUGACAGAGCACAAGCAGCUAUUGGGCUUGCGGAAGAGAAGAUCGAAUCUAAAGCACAAUCAUCUGCUAUAAGCCAUUCUUCGGCUGUUGAGAAAGCACUGCAUGAAAGAUAUGAGAAGCCUAAUGGACUUGAUAAGAGCGUGGAAGAAACCUUGGAGGAGCGGUACAAACCGGUUGAGUCGGAGGAUCCUACAAAAUUGCGGGGACUGUUCUUGAAGAGGUAUCAAGCACAAAUCACAACAGCUGCCUCUGCUACCCUGGGUCUUUAA
This is a messenger RNA of Venustampulla echinocandica, 885 nucleotides long. Its product is annotated as MICOS complex subunit MIC12. The transcript has 3 exons. Gene Ontology annotation, cellular component: mitochondrial crista junction; MICOS complex. Gene Ontology annotation, biological process: cristae formation. Bases 1 to 885 code for a protein of 294 amino acids. NCBI's taxonomy places the organism in Eukaryota, Fungi, Ascomycota, Leotiomycetes, Helotiales, Pleuroascaceae. The record is from RefSeq and is a predicted model, not a curated record.